CCCCCCUUUCCUUCCGAGCAGUCUCGUAGCGCAGGGCCGUGUAGGACAGGUAGAUGCUGCAUUUGCUGUCUCCGCGACAACUGCCUGCUCUUCCGGAGCUCGUGGUCUGAGGGCCCGACUUUCAUCUUAGUCUGUUUUUAGACGAAGUCUCACCAUGUUCAUAAGGCUGAUCUUGAACUCCAGCCUCAACCAAUCCUCCCAUGUUGGCCUCCCAAAGUGCUGGGAUUACAGGACAUAAUUGGAAUAUCAUUUGGAGAAAGUGUCAUGGAAGUUCUGCGUCCACAGCUUAUAAGAAUUGAUGGCCGGAAUUACAGGAAGAAUCCAGUCCAAGAACAGACCUAUCAACAUGAAGAAGAUGAAGAGGACUUCUAUCAAGGCUCCAUGGAGUGUGCUGAUGAGCCCUGUGAUGCCUACGAGGUGGAGCAGACCCCACAAGGAUUCCGGUCUACUGUGAGGGCCCCCAGCUUGCUCUAUAAGCAUAUAGUUGGAAAGAGAGGGGACACUAGGAAGAAAAUAGAAAUGGAGACCAAAACUUCUAUUAGCAUUCCUAAACCUGGACAAGAUGGGGAAAUUGUAAUCACUGGCCAGCAUCGAAAUGGUGUAAUUUCAGCCCGAACACGGAUUGAUGUUCUUUUGGACACUUUUAGAAGAAAGCAGCCCUUCACUCACUUCCUUGCCUUUUUCCUCAAUGAAGUUGAGGUUCAGGAAGGAUUCCUGAGAUUCCAGGAGGAAGUACUGGCGAAGUGCUCCAUGGAUCAUGGGGUUGACAGCAGCAUUUUCCAGAAUCCUAAAAAGCUUCAUCUAACUAUUGGGAUGUUGGUGCUUUUGAGUGAGGAAGAGAUCCAGCAGACAUGUGAGAUGCUACAGCAGUGUAAAGAGGAAUUCAUUAAUGACAUUUCUGGGGGUAAACCCCUAGAAGUGGAGAUGGCAGGGAUAGAAUACAUGAAUGAUGAUCCUGGCAUGGUGGAUGUUCUUUACGCCAAAGUCCAUAUGAAAGAUGGCUCCAACAGGCUGCAAGAAUUAGUUGAUCGAGUGCUGGAACGUUUUCAGGCAUCUGGACUAAUAGUGAAAGAGUGGAAUAGUGUGAAACUGCAUGCUACAGUUAUGAAUACACUAUUCAGGAAAGACCCCAAUGCUGAAGGCAGGUACAAUCUCUACACAGUGGAUGGCAAAUAUAUCUUCAAGGAAAGAGAAUCAUUUGAUGGCCGAAAUAUUUUAAAGUUGUUUGAGAACUUCUACUUUGGCUCUCUAAAGCUGAAUUCAAUUCACAUCUCUCAGAGGUUCACUGUAGACAGCUUUGGAAACUACGCUUCCUGUGGACAGAUUGACUUCUCCUGAGGUGGAUCUUGGAAAGCACUAGAAACUAAACAUCUUCACCAGGUGCUGAAGAAAAGUGUCUUCGUUUUAAUUGCCAAGCAGGGAUGUGGACAUUUGGAUGGUGACUUUCCUGGGUGGUUCCCCAUGGAUUCACCAUUGCCUCUAAUGGUGUCUACAGCCAUCAAACUACCAGCUGAGAUGGUGGUGGGCAUAAGGAGAAUUUGUGCCUAUAACCCUUAGUGUGUUCUGGUUUUUUUCUUUUAAUUUUUAAAUUGUCGUAAAAUACUCAUAAAACAUACUGUCUUCACCAUUUUUAAGUGCACAGUUCAGUAACGUUAACUGUUAAUACAUUCAUAAUGCUGUGUGGCCGUCACCGCCGUCCAUCUCCAUAGGCUUCUCAGCUUGUAAAACAGAAACUGUACCCAUUAAACAGUAAUUCCCACUCCUCCCAGCCCCCACAGCCACCAUUCUGCUUUCUGUCUCUCUGGUUUUGACUAUUCUCACUAUCUCAUAUAAGUGGAAUCAUACAGUGACUUGUGUUUUGUGACUGGUUUAUUUCACUUAGCAUAAUGUCCUCAAGGUUCAUCCAUGUUGUGUCAGGUGACAGGAUUUCCUUCCUGUAUUAUACAUAUAAUGGAAUGUUCCGUUACAUGUGUAUACCACACUCUGUUCCUCCAUCAGUGAACACUUGGCUUGCUUCCUCUUGACUAUUGGGAGUAGUGCUAAUACAGACACGGGUGUGCAAAUAUCUCUUUGAGACUCUGCCUUUAAUUCCUUUAUCACCCGGAGUUUUAUCUUUAGCAAAGUAACUAUUAAAGUUUCUUGCCUUUUACUUUGCUUGGUCUGUCAUUUUCCUACCAAAGUUUGUCCUCUCAAUAUUUGUUGGAUUCCUGUUCCUUCACCCCAUCCCCACCCUCAUCUUCCCAUGCCCCUGAUGGAGUUGCAGUGUUGUAGCCCUUUUUUGUUUACUUUUCAAGGCAGCAGCAAAAGAAACUGAUGAUAUCAGCAGGACUGUGCAGAGUUCCCUGAAAGAAUGUCAGCCACAGGAGGCCCUCACUCCUCCCUCACCACGGACCAGCAGAGGGAGGCGGGAAUGCUGGGGAGCCCCAGCCUCCCACCCCUGCCUCCUCACAUUCUUCCUCCCUCCAUGUCCUCUCCUUCUUCUCCUUCCUUAUUCUUCCCUUGAUUCUUUCUCUCUUUAUAUUCUCUAAGUGUGCUUCUGAACUCUGUGUUAAGUUGCUACAUUGUGAGGACUGUGUCUAACACUGAGAUUUAUUAUUGGGACUGCACAAAUCACUUGUGAAUAAAAUGUUUAAUGGUG
This is a messenger RNA of Symphalangus syndactylus (siamang), 2638 nucleotides long. It is a transcript of the gene ASCC1, whose product is annotated as activating signal cointegrator 1 complex subunit 1. Gene Ontology annotation, biological process: DNA alkylation repair; regulation of DNA-templated transcription. Gene Ontology annotation, molecular function: RNA binding. Lineage: Eukaryota; Metazoa; Chordata; Mammalia; Primates; Hylobatidae. Gene Ontology annotation, cellular component: nucleus. The record is from RefSeq and is a predicted model, not a curated record.